ACAAAACCCAGAAACAUGAAAUGCAUACACUCAAAAUUCAACAAAACCCAACAUGAAAUCCAUAAACUCAAAAUUCAUCAAAACAUGCCCAAGAAAGAUUGCUGCCAUAUAGGAGAUGUAGGACGUUGGUUCCGGCGGCCAUCGACUGCCUUUCCAGAGAAAUGACGCAUCACAUCCUACAUUCUCCAUCUCCACGCCUCCAUCCAUGAACCCACCUAAAUCAGCUCCAUCGCCCCUUUUUCGGCACUCAUACCCAUAUUUGCCUUCUCCCACAAUCUCGCCGUCGACCGUUCACCACUCAAAAAUUUGGCCUAUCUUUUUCGAUGAAAAGGCUGGCAACAGGGACAGGCGCCCGUUUGAACCGGUUUCCAUUCCAGUGGGGACCCGAAAGCCAGGGUGCAGGGGGCUGCAGCCAGGAGUUGUGUCCCUUUCCAUUGCUGCAUUGGUGAUCCCUGCUGCAUUUGCUUCUCUUGCCGUGAAUGUGCAUAACAAGACCGCCAAGCAAAAAGAUGUCAACUUCUUGGAGAUCGUAGCCAUUUUUCGACAAUGUAAUUCUUGUGAAAUUUUAGCUCUUCGUUUACUGGAUAUGUCAAUGUUGAGUCGGUGAAACUCACUGGAUGCAAUUUAUAUCUGAAUUUUAAUUAUUAUAAUAAGAUAUUUUUCAUA
Molecule: messenger RNA, 666 nt
Organism: Hevea brasiliensis (rubber tree)
Lineage: Eukaryota; Viridiplantae; Streptophyta; Magnoliopsida; Malpighiales; Euphorbiaceae
Exons: 2
Coding region: 206-607 (133 amino acids)
Source: RefSeq, a predicted model, not a curated record